UUCGAUCAUGGUUGCCAAAAUGUUAUAAUAUGCAAGCAUGAUGUGAUUUUGCUCAGAUGUUAGAAUAAUUGGUGGCUGUAUAUACAUGUAAUAGCAUACAGUAGGAAGCGAUGGAGAAACUUGUGAUAUAUUUCGUGUUCAUAGUAUUUUCUGGUGUAGACAAAAUUCUGGCAUAUACAUUAAAACAUACAAUGGACAGAUUAGAUUACGUGGAAGACAGACUUAACGCGGAAAGUUCACGGCUUAAUGCGGAAAGUAAAGUCAGAAAGAAAGAGUUCAAUAUUUUGUUGAACAAACUUGGACACAUUGAAACAAUGCUGCAUGACGUGAUUGAAAUGAAAGAAACAAAAAGUGACACUUUUAGAUUUAAAGACGAAACUGGAACUGUAUCUGGUGACAAAAUGAAAACAUUACUUAACGCCUUCAAGGAAGAAAAAGUUCAGAACAUUAGAUUUCGACGAGAAAUAUCUUACGAUAUGCACAAACAAACUGAACACCUAAAGAAAGCUUAUGAACGUAAUGAAAACAGCCUGAAUAAUAUUUCAAGAGAGGUUGAACUGCUAAAAGAGGAAGUAGUAAAUCAACACGUUGAUUCAAAGGAAACGGCAAAGCAUUUCAGACAAAAUAUAGAAGAACAUAUUCAAGACCUGAGGCCUCCUGUAAACUUUACGAAAGAAACUGUUGAAACGAUUUCAUUGAAUGUUGAAACCCUUAAAGAACAGAUUGCCAAUAUAUCGGUAAACCUACAAAACGGUAUACAUUUUCAAAACACGUGUCCCGGCAAUGCACUUGAGGAAAAGCUAGAGGUGACCAGUGUUCAACCAGUCAAACGGUACAAAUCGUGUUUGGAUUUAUACAAUAAUGGCUUUAAGUCUAAUGGAGUUUUCGACAUAGAAAUACAUCAAUCCAAAAAUGAUAAAAUAGUGGCACCAGUUUACUGCGACAUGACCACUGUCAGUGGAGGUUGGACUGUAUUCCAACGACGUCAAGAUGGAUCUGUCGACUUUUAUCGUGACUGGAAUGAUUAUAAAUACGGAUUCGGCGAACUGGAUGGUGAAUUCUGGCUUGGCAAUGAGUACGUUAACAUUCUUACCAAUGACGAUGAAACACAUGAGCUAAGGAUUGAUCUUGAAGACCAUGAAGGGAACCGUGCCUAUGCAAAAUAUAGUAAAUUUAAGGUAGGUCCAGAGAGCACAAACUACAAGCUUGAAGUGAGUGGUUAUUCCGGUGAUGCUGGUGACUCGCUGUUCAAACCUGGUAGUAAUGGUCACAUACAUAACGGAAUGCAGUUCUCUACAAAGGACAGGGAUAAUGACCAAUGGAGUAGUGGUAACUGUGCAUCCAGCUGGAAUGGUGCAUGGUGGUUCAACGCUUGCUUUGCUUCACACUUGAACGGUUUAUAUCGUACACAAUCAAGAUGCAGUACAUUUGCGGGAUGUAUUGUGUGGUCUGCGUGGAAAGAUUAUUUCCACAACAUAAAAUUUACUGAAAUGAAACUACGAUAAAAUAGCAAAAACAUAUACAUGUACUUCAGACUUAUAUCACAAGAAGAUACUUUUAGAUCAUUCUGACCAGAAAAUACUGAUGUAAUUGAUUUUCUAUUUUACAGUCAGAAUGAGAACAAAAGACAUAAGCUGUGUUCUCUGUACGUGUUGGAAAACGAACUAUAGUUAGAAUAGUGGAGGUCUGAGUUAAAUAGGGAUUUCCGCGACAGCAAUGAUAUCUUGUAUAUAUUUUAUAAAAUGAAAACAACUAAGAUGAAUGUAAUUGCUAUAGACCGUAAGAAUCCAGCUACUUUUUUGUGAAAUAAAUUGCUUCAAGCGA
Mercenaria mercenaria is the source of this 1824-nucleotide messenger RNA. Its product is annotated as techylectin-5B-like. The coding region runs from base 111 to 1505 and encodes 464 amino acids. The record is from RefSeq and is a predicted model, not a curated record. Lineage: Eukaryota; Metazoa; Mollusca; Bivalvia; Venerida; Veneridae. The transcript has a single exon.